Striga hermonthica is the source of this 1509-nucleotide messenger RNA. NCBI's taxonomy places the organism in Eukaryota, Viridiplantae, Streptophyta, Magnoliopsida, Lamiales, Orobanchaceae. The record is from the annotation of a GenBank genome assembly.
AUGAGCAGAGCCCCGGACGGCUGCCCGGGCUCCGACCCGAUUUCCCUAAAGAUCAAGUUCCACGACCUGAGCCUUGCCAGCAGCCCCAGCGCGGACCUCUGCAGCAGCACGCUGACGGGAUCCGACAACACCACCGGCGGCGGCGCCAAGCAAUUUUCGGAGAGCGGGAAGAGCAGCUUGAGCUCGGUGAGUUGCUGCAAUGGCGGAGACCGGGACAGGGACGGGGCGAGUUUCAGGAGCGUCUGCCUGUCCAAGCCUCACAAGGGGAACGAUGUUCGGUGGGACGCCAUACAGGGUGUCCGGGCCCGGGACAACGGAGGUGGGUCCGCCGGGCUCGGUUUGGGCCAUUUCAGGCUACUGAAGAAAUUGGGGUUUGGGGAUAUCGGGAGUGUGUACCUGGCGGAGCUGAGGGGCACGGGUUGUCUUUUCGCGAUGAAGGUGAUGGAUAAGGCGAUGCUGGUGAGUAGGAGGAAAGUGGGCCGGGCUCAGAUGGAGAGGGAUAUUUUGGGAAUGUUGGAUCACCCUUUUCUGCCUACACUGUACUCGCAUUUCGAGACCGAGAAGUUUUCGUGCCUGCUGAUGGAGUUCUGCAGCGGCGGGGACCUGCACUUGCUCAGGCAGCGCCAGCCAGGCAAGCAUUUUUCGGAGCAGGCAGCGAGGUUCUAUGCCUCGGAAGUACUUCUUGCUCUCGAGUACUUACAUAUGAUGGGCGUGGUCUACAGAGACUUGAAGCCCGAAAAUGUUUUAGUUAGAGAUGAUGGCCACAUUAUGCUUACGGAUUUCGAUUUGUCCCUAAAAUGCUACGUAAAUCCCACCCUCAUCACUUCCAAUCACAACCCAUCUUUGACAAAUUCCUCAUAUUGCACCCAAACCCCUUGCAUCGACCCGACAUGUAAACUGCCUGUUUGCUCCGGGCCCACUUGCUUCCAGCCCACUUGCUUCAAACCCCACAUUUUCAACUCGAGAAAAACCUCAAAGGCAAAAACCGAACAAGAAACCCCAGUUGUGCUUGUUGCCGAGCCAACCGAGGCUCGCUCAAUGUCUUUUGUCGGAACCCACGAGUAUUUAGCCCCCGAGAUUAUCAAAGGGGAUGGCCAUGGCAGCUCGGUUGAUUGGUGGACUUUCGGCAUCUUUUUGUACGAGUUGCUUCACGGGAAAACCCCAUUUAAAGGUAAUGACAAUAGGGAGACUUUAUUUAAUGUUGUGGGACGAUCUCUAAAAUUUCCUGAAGGGCCCGCGAUUAGUUUCGCGGCGAAGGAUUUGAUUCGGGGUUUGCUUGCAAAGGACCCUCAGAAGAGGUUAGGAUUUAAAAGAGGGGCCACAGAGAUAAAACAACACCCGUUUUUCGAGAGGGUGAAUUGGGCCCUCGUUCGCAGCACGGGCCCACCUCAUAUUCCCAAGCCCGUUGAUCUCGAGUCGCUUAACGAGGCUUUGAGGCCGGUUAAUCAAAAGGGGGCCAGUGACUCGGGAAGGCCCUCGGGCACAUACUUGGAGUUUGAAUUUUUUUAG